CACAGAAACACUGGACUAGUGUGGGAGAGGGAGUAGGACUCUUUCAAAGAGAUAAACCCAACACAACAGCAAAAGAAACCAGAAUCAUCGACACAAUCAUCAUCGAAAUCUUGUUGAUUCUUCAGAUUCUUUGCUUUUGUUUUCUCUUUAAGCAAGAGAGGUUUUCCUUUUGAAAACAGAGAAGGAGACAGGGAUUUUAUGUCGUCUGGAAUUGAUAUAUUGAAUGGAGCUCAGAAGAAGCUCUUGACUUGUUGUGAUCACUCUCUCUUUCACAAAGUCUCCAACUUUUGCAUGCAGUUGUGCGCUCCCUGUCACAGGGCUUACAGGCCAUUUAGAUCACAAAGGAAUUGUUCUGGAGUGAAGUGCUCUAGCUAUUGUUUGUGACCAUUAUUUUCUUAUUCACUAUUGAGACUUGGGUGCUUCAGGGUUUUGGGGAUUUCUUGAUACUCAGUUUCGGAAGUAAUUUGGGACUUUGCAGCUUCGUUCACUUGGAGUUUAGCGAUUUAAAAAUUUUAAGCAAUGGCAGGGAUUAGAACCCAAGUCUUGAAUCAAGAUUUGUAUUGUAAAAAACUGAUGGCAAAGCAAUCAAGAAAAGAAGAGGAUACACGUUCCAAGCAGAGAGUUCGAAUUAUGUACAAUGAUCCCUAUGCUACUGAAUCUUCCAGUGAUGAUGAUCAGCAAUGCAAUGUGAAAGAGAAUCAAUCUGUGUCCAGAAGAAAGGUCUUUGUUUCGGACAUUGUGGUUGGCAGCACUCGAGAUGAAAUUGGUGACACCAAUGGCAGUAACAGAAAUCAGAGAUCCUCUUCUAUGUACAAGGGAGUUCGGCGUAGAAAAUGGGGUAAAUAUGCUGCAGAGAUUCGUGAUCCCAUUUUAGGGAAACGAGAGUGGAUUGGCACUUUCAAUACUGCAGAGGAGGCUUCUGUUGCCUACCAAAAGAAGAGGCUUCUGUUUGAAAACAUGAAGUUAGAGUUGAAGAAGAAGACUGAGUAUGAGGAUUUGCUAUUAUCAAACAAGUUGUUUGAUAGUUUUCAUAUAGCAGAUAAGAGCAAUCUUCAGUUCGAGUGCCAAGGGGAGGGUCGGGAUUCACAAGUAGCUGCCGCAGCUGCUAAAGAGACCUUUUCAUAUGAAGAGACGCCAAGUUUGUUUUCUCACCCAUCACCAUCAUCUGUGCUUGAUCUGCCUCCUAGUAAUGCUGCAGUUAGUGGUGAAGAAGGCUGUGUGCAACCACUCCCUGAAGAAGCACUAUCCGUUUUGAAAUUUCCUGAAGUGCCAACAUAUUCAGCAGUAAGUGCUGAAGAGGUCUUUGUUGAAGAAAAGCUAUCCGAUAUGAAACUUACUGAACCGCUAAUAUGGUCACCGAUAGGAACUGAAGACUGGGGAUCUAUGAAUCUGGGAUUUGUGGGCAAUGACAUGAUUGAUGGUUUGGAUGAUUUGUUUGGUGGUAGGAGUGACAUAGUUGAUCCCCCUGUGCAUUGUGAUGUAAAUGGUGAGAAUAUCAGUCUUCCUCCUAGAAAGUUUUGUACGAGUGACUUAGCAGGGUUUUGCUGGAAUUGAAUAAACCCGGAUCCCAG
This is a messenger RNA of Argentina anserina (silverweed cinquefoil), 1571 nucleotides long. RefSeq lists its product as uncharacterized. The transcript has 3 exons. NCBI's taxonomy places the organism in Eukaryota, Viridiplantae, Streptophyta, Magnoliopsida, Rosales, Rosaceae. Bases 520 to 1554 code for a protein of 344 amino acids. Gene Ontology annotation, biological process: regulation of DNA-templated transcription. Gene Ontology annotation, molecular function: DNA-binding transcription factor activity; DNA binding. The record is from RefSeq and is a predicted model, not a curated record.